GCCCUGGUUGGCUUUGAACCAUGAUCCUCAAAUCUCUGCCUCCUGAGUAGCUAGGAUUACCGCAUAAGCCACCAGAACCUGGCUAUUAGACAAUCUCCUAGGUCAGCCCUGAAAGUGCCCUGCAGGUGGCUGGAGUUAAUGAUUAGCUCUGCACUUGUCGGAAUGACUUGGUCAGGCAGGCUGGGGCUCACCUGCUGAAGCCUCUACAGGUAGCAGCAUGGCCCCUUGGCUCCUCAGGGCUGGGCUGCUGGUGCUGAGCCUAGUUCAUUAUUAUGUUGGGAGUGAAAUGACAGAACCCCUAAGUGGCUCUGGAGACCAGCUGCUCUUCCGUGGAGCCGACAGACAUGACUUUGCCAUUGUGAUCCCCAUAGGAGACUCGGAAUGCGUCUGGCAGUUUGCCCACCAGAACGGCUAUUUCUAUUUCAGCUAUGAGGUUCAGCGGACCCUCGGGAUGUCUCAUAACCGGCACGUGACUGCCAUGGCACACACCCCACGGGGGUUCCUCAUAGACACCUCCAAGGACGUUCGGGGCCAGAUUAACUUCGCAACCCAAGAGACAGGUUUCUAUCAGCUUUGUAUAAAAAACGACCAAAAUCAUUUUGGUUCUGCACAAGUGUACCUCAACUUUGGCGUCUUUUAUGAGGGGCCCGAGAUGGACCACAAACAGAAUCAAAGGAAGCAACUGAACGAUACUCUGGAUGCAAUUGAGCAGAGUACAAGGAAGGUGCAAAACAAUGUUUUUCACAUAUGGCGCUUCUACAACUUUGCCCGGAUGAGGAAAAUGGCCGACUCCUUCCUUCUCCAAUCAAACUACACCUAUGUGAACAGGUGGUCCACAGUCCAGAGCCUUGUCAUCGUUCUUUCUGGGCUCCUGCAGCUGUAUUUCUUAAAGCGUCUCUUCAAUGGCUCAUCAACUACUGACACAAAACCGAGAUGCUAA
Perognathus longimembris pacificus (Pacific pocket mouse) is the source of this 940-nucleotide messenger RNA. RefSeq names its product transmembrane p24 trafficking protein 6 (gene Tmed6). The record is from RefSeq and is a predicted model, not a curated record. Bases 218 to 940 code for a protein of 240 amino acids. Gene Ontology annotation, biological process: endoplasmic reticulum to Golgi vesicle-mediated transport; intracellular protein transport; Golgi organization. Lineage: Eukaryota; Metazoa; Chordata; Mammalia; Rodentia; Heteromyidae. The transcript has 4 exons. Gene Ontology annotation, cellular component: Golgi apparatus; endoplasmic reticulum-Golgi intermediate compartment; COPII-coated ER to Golgi transport vesicle.